Molecule: messenger RNA, 1713 nt
Organism: Colletotrichum fioriniae
Lineage: Eukaryota; Fungi; Ascomycota; Sordariomycetes; Glomerellales; Glomerellaceae
Cellular component (GO): nucleus
Molecular function (GO): mRNA binding
Source: RefSeq, a predicted model, not a curated record
AUGACCGAGCCCGAGAAUUUCGAGGAAGACCUCUUCGCCGAUCUCUACGACGAUGACACCCCAGCGAAGCCAGCUGCCGCCCAGCAACCCGCGCCGCCUCCUGUCCCAGUCGCCGUUCCUCAACAAAGCGUCGAGACACAUGCCGAACCACCUCCCCAGCCUGAACAGGAAUACGGUGGCGGUGGUGAUGACGAUCAAAUGAAGUACGAAGAAGAGGAUGACGAUGAUGAAGUAGACUUCAACCUAGGUGGUGACGGCGGCGGCGGCGGCGGCGGUGGUGGUGGAAGCACCGGUUAUGCGCCGCCCUCAAACGGGUUUGCUGGCAACAAGCAGGAAGAACCCACGUACUCGACAAGCACGGCCAAGAACCCGAGUGCCAAGGAAGAUGGCAAGAUGUUUAUUGGUGGCCUUAAUUGGGAGACGACUGAUCAAUCCCUAAGGGACUACUUCUCUCAGUUCGGCGAGGUUGUUGAGUGCACCGUCAUGAGAGACAGCAGCACCGGACGAUCAAGAGGCUUUGGCUUCCUGACAUUCAGAGACGCCAAGACGGUGAACAUUGUUAUGGUCAAGGAACACUUUUUGGAUGGCAAGAUCAUUGACCCCAAGCGAGCAAUUCCUCGCGACGAGCAAGAAAAGACUAGCAAGAUCUUCGUCGGUGGCGUCAGUCAAGAUACGACCGAUCAAGAGUUCAAGGACUAUUUCGCCCAGUUCGGCCGUGUGGUGGACGCGACCUUGAUGAUGGACAAGGACACCGGUCGCCCUCGCGGUUUCGGCUUCGUCACGUUUGAAAGCGAGGCCGGCGUUGAUGCCUGCCUCAGCACCAGUCUGGAGAUUCACGGCAAGCCGAUUGAGGUCAAGAAGGCUCAGCCGCGUGGCAAUCUUCGCGAAGAAGAAGAAGCCGCACGACGGGGAGGAAAGUUCAGGAAGGGCGAAGACGGUGCCCAAGGUGGACAAGGCGGGAUGGGAGGCGGCCAGAUGGGUGCUGCAGGGGGCAUGACGCCUCAGGUUAUGGCACAAUACUUCCAACGCAUGCAGCAGUAUUUCGCCAUGAUGCAGCAACAAAUGGCUAUGAGCAGAGGCAUGGGUCCUAUGAACCCGGCCAUGAUGCAGCAGAUGAUGCAAAUGCAGCAGAUGCAGCAGAUGCAGAACCAGAUGAUGGGCCGCGGUGGAGGCGGCAACGGGCAGCAAGGCAUGAUGGGCCAGAUGACGCCUCAAAUGAUGCAGCAGAUGCAGCAAAUGCAACAACAGAUGCAGCAGCAGAUGGGCCAGCAGGGCGGUCCCCCGUCUGGACCUAGCGGCAGCUUCAGCCCCCAGCAGCAAAUGUUCGACCCGUCUCAGGGAGGCCAGCCGCCACAGCAGCCCGGCGGCGGACAAGGACCGCGUCGGGGAGGCAGCAGCGGCGGCGGAGGUGCUCCCCGCGACCAGUACAAUCAGGCUGGCGCAUAUGCCAUGGGCGGUGGUGGCGUUGCUCCGACAUCGUGGGAGGGCAUGUACGACGAUGUUCCCCAGCCGAACCAGGGCGGCCGGGGAGGCUUCAGAGGCGGUCACCGUGGUGGCUCUCACAGCGGUGGCUCCCAUCAGGGAUCACCCGAUCCAGCGCAUGCCCCGCCUGCCAACGCGCCUACAGGACCCAAGAACGCGGGCAGACCCGGCGCUAACUACCGCGGCGGCGGACGUAGCAGCAACCGUGGAUUCCAUCCUUACUCGCGUUAG